AUGUUUUUCUCUUGUGAUUUACAAGUGUGGUUAAAGAAGAAUGGGAGCUCAAAUCCUAGCAGAGCUCGCUUUCACCAAUGGCCAUGGACAAGAAUAUUCAGCCACGCGUGUUGGCUAAUAUGGAAGGCACACUGCAAACAGCUUUUCAGCGAAGGCAUCCCUUCAAGCCUUGAGGUGCAACAACAGUGUCUCUUUCAUCUUAUGGAGGAAGUAACUAUGGGAACUCUAUCCCAUAAACUGCUCCAACACAAUCAUGAGAGAAGCUGGACGCCACCAAAAGAAGGCGAAGUGAGACUUGAUGUAGAUGCGUCUAUUCGACAGUACAGCCAAGCGACAUGCGAUGGGGUCAUACGAGACGCAACAGGAGAGUGGAUUAUGGGAUUUGAAAAAGCACUUGGAGCUUACCCGGUCUCAACAGCUGAAAUCCUAGCUAUCAAGACCGGGCUCGAGGUCUGCAAAGGACUUCAUAUUAGUGACAUACAUGUGUAUUCAGACUCACUGGAGGCAAUUAAUAUGUUGAUAAAAGAUAGCAGAACCAACCACCCUUUUAAAGAGGAAAUAGAGGAGACCAGAAAACUCUUGUAUGAGGAGUGGAAUGUGAUCAUUUCACAUGCAAACAGAGAGAAUAUCCACUGUGCUGACAGCAUGACUCGAACAGUGCAAGUCGCAAGUCAGGAUGUCAUCCUAUAUCCGGAAAUACCAGCAUGGUGCCGGGAAGGAUUUUGGAGAGACAAAAGAACGAUGGCGGGGGGCUAG
Messenger RNA from Neltuma alba, 756 nucleotides. RefSeq lists its product as uncharacterized. The record is from RefSeq and is a predicted model, not a curated record. The transcript has a single exon. Bases 1 to 756 code for a protein of 251 amino acids. NCBI's taxonomy places the organism in Eukaryota, Viridiplantae, Streptophyta, Magnoliopsida, Fabales, Fabaceae. Gene Ontology annotation, molecular function: nucleic acid binding; RNA-DNA hybrid ribonuclease activity.